GUCAUAUUUAAGUAAUAGCAAAAUUUGACAUUUUCUGUCAUCAGUAAUUUCAUACCUGUUAAGAGAUGUGCACUCAAACUUUAUUAAUGCAUAGAUAUUAUAAAGGUUAAUUGCUUAACAUAGAAUAUUUUGGCAAAAUAACACUUGUUUGCUUGUCCCAGAGACCUCUUAGUUUCUUGCCGAAGACCUGAUAACUUGAAGUCUUCACAUCGGUUGCUAACAAAUUUUGUGAGUAAACAUAUAGGGCCUAUACAAACUUACUCAGAAAAUUUUAUUGCAAACCAAAUUGCAGAUCCCAAGUUAUUGAGUCAUUGGGAAAAAACAGUAAACAGUUGUUUUUUUCCUGUUUCAACUAAUUUUUGAUAAAUAUUUUUUGCAGAAUAAAAUAAAAGGAUUAGUUUCAGAAUGAUAUCACUUGUAAUCAAAUUCAAACGUCCAUUACUUCAAAGCUCAUUCCCACACCACCGAUGCUGCAAGAGAAUAAAAAAUGGUUUUACAAGCUUCGACCAAGGACAUCAGCAAAAGAAAUCUUUUCCGAGAAUAGAGUGGUUUUACAUUCCAGCUGGUGUUGGUUUUGGACUGUUGUGUUUGAUUCAAUUAAAACAUAUAUGGAAACGAGAGCAAAGGAAGAUAGCUUAUCCAGAUGGUGUUGAGAAUCCUGGUUUUGUAUUCCAACAAUGGCAGGUUGAUCUGUUAAAAAACUUUCCAACGCGAUCACUGUCACGAUUGUGGGGAUAUUGUUGCAAUGCUAACUUACCUGUAUGGUUGCGCAAACCGCUAAUAAAUUCCUAUAGUUGGAUAUUCGAAUGCAACUUGGAAGAAGCUAUAAUUACUGAUGUUACGAAGUAUCCAACGUUUAACAAAUUUUUCACACGUCGAUUAAAGCCAGGUGUCCGUUCAGUAGAUCCUCACUGCACUGUGGUGUCACCUGCUGAUGCUACGGUUUUAACAUUUGGGAGUGUAUCACAUCCGAAGCUUGAACUCGAACAAAUCAAAGGGUUUACAUAUCCAUUAAAGACUUUUGUUGGUCCAAGACAUCCAUUCUUAAAGGGUGUUAACUUAUCUUUUCCAGAAAACAAUGAUAUGCUUGCUGUUGGUAGUUGUCCCUCACAAGUUAGUGAAGAUGGUGACUUUAAAUUAUUCUAUUGUACCUUAUACCUCGGACCAGGUGACUAUCACUGGUUUCAUUCACCAACUGAAUGGACCAUAGAACAUAGACGUCACAUACCAGGUCACCUUUUUUCAGUAAAUCCUCGUUCUCUUCGUCAUAUAAAUGGUAUUUUCAACUUUAACGAACGUGUACUCCUGUCUGGUCACUGGGAGCAUGGUCUGUUUCUUUAUGCAGCAAUUGGAGCUUAUAAUGUUGGAUCAAUCAAGCUUGAUCUUAAUAUGGAUAGGGAACUGCAAACAAAUUCUUCAUUCCAAUCAAAAACAUUCAAAGAUCGUUUGUACAGCUCUGGUAUUUUAAUGAAGCGUGGAGAAACAUUAGGACGAUUCGAGUUAGGUUCUUCAUUAGUAUUGGUGUUUACUGCUCCAAAAGACUUUGAAUUUUCUGUUAAGACAGGAGACAAGUUGAAAUAUGGCCAAGCUCUGGGUCGUAUCGCAUCAAGUAGUGAUCAGAAAAUCACGUGAAUGAACUUCAGCUGCAUGUGUCAGGAGAUUUCAUUUUCUUUCACUCUUGAUGUGUUUCUUUGCAAUUAAAGUUACAAAGUUGCCAAGAAGUUGCUGAGUGUGAUGUUUUACAGCUGUUAGCUUUACGCUUGCUAUUUUUCAGCUUUAAUACUGGUAUUUCUUAAAAGGAAACUGUUAUACCAGUCGCUUGUUAGAUUAUCUAGGAUUAUAUCCUGAUACCUUUUCAAAUCUUCAGCCUGUAAAGUUAUUUAAAGGCUGAUUCCACGCCACAUUUUGCUCAAAAUAUUUCGAGCAGAGAAUAUUUUGAGUAUGCGCAUUGGAAAUUUUUAAAUUUUCUGGUAAUUUUUUUUUUCUUUUUCUCCCUGUUCGAGAGUGAGUAGAAUCGUUUUCUUUGUAGAAUUGAAUAUUCAAAUAAUUUUAUAGAAAUUUAUUCUAGUAAAAAUCUUUCUAACAAAGUCAUGAAAGUAGCACUCUAGCAGUUGCUCAAAUUUUGACGUCAAUUCUAGCAACUUGAUAGCUGAUACAAAAAUGUGUGCAUAGGGUAUAUUGUGGUAACUUAAAAAAGAGUUGAAGUCCACUCAACUUCGUUAGGCUCCUAAAAUAACUUUUUCUGUAGCCGUUUAUGUUGUUGUUUUUUAAAAAAGCUCUCUACCUUCCUUAUUGUAUGUGUGUAUUUUUUUACGUUAACCUUUUUCUAUAUUGCUUAGCAUUUCACUUGAAUUUAUUUGCAAAGUUUUUGCAAGUUUUUAUCACAAAGUGGAUGGUGAUUUGACGUGUUUUUGCAGUCCUAAAGAUGCAUUGUUUUUGUAACAUAUUUUUCUUAUAGAAUAUCAGUUUUUAAUACUUAU
Molecule: messenger RNA, 2480 nt
Organism: Hydractinia symbiolongicarpus
Lineage: Eukaryota; Metazoa; Cnidaria; Hydrozoa; Anthoathecata; Hydractiniidae
Product: phosphatidylserine decarboxylase proenzyme, mitochondrial-like
Exons: 7
Coding region: 406-1632 (408 amino acids)
Biological process (GO): phosphatidylethanolamine biosynthetic process
Cellular component (GO): mitochondrion
Molecular function (GO): phosphatidylserine decarboxylase activity
Source: RefSeq, a predicted model, not a curated record